AUGAAGUCCGUCGUCUUUCUCAUCGCGACAGCCCUGGCUACGAUCACCCAGGGCGCCUCCGUGCCCACUGCCGAGACAACAGAGCUCAUCCACAGCGAGAUCAUGAACCUGACCGACACCCUCUGGUACAAGGAGCGCUACGGCGACGCAGACAUGGCCACCGCAGCCCAGGACGGUGCCGUGCUGGCCAAGCGCGACUCCUGCGGCAGCAAGAUGCCGUACAGCGUCAGCGACAUGCGGGCCCUGAUCAGCAACCUCCAGUCCGACGGCGGCAACGACUAUGUCCCGGCCGGCCACGUCCAUAUUUGGACCCGUGGCACCGCUCGCAUCUGUACCCACAACCGCUACGUCUUCGAGAACACGCACGUCUCGCACUUCGAGCAGGGUUGGGGCGCAGACCUUACAAUGAAGAACUGCUGCAACCCCGACGGGAACCCGGACUGUGCUGGUGGCGGUGUUACCGGCCACGGUGACUCGGGCCUGGCUGUCGACAUCAUCACCAAGAACUCGGCGUUUAGCUGUUAA
This is a messenger RNA of Diaporthe citri, 525 nucleotides long. RefSeq lists its product as uncharacterized. The transcript has 2 exons. The record is from RefSeq and is a predicted model, not a curated record. The coding region runs from base 1 to 525 and encodes 174 amino acids. NCBI's taxonomy places the organism in Eukaryota, Fungi, Ascomycota, Sordariomycetes, Diaporthales, Diaporthaceae.